Synchytrium microbalum is the source of this 306-nucleotide messenger RNA. RefSeq lists its product as uncharacterized. The transcript has 3 exons. Bases 1 to 306 code for a protein of 101 amino acids. NCBI's taxonomy places the organism in Eukaryota, Fungi, Chytridiomycota, Chytridiomycetes, Synchytriales, Synchytriaceae. Gene Ontology annotation, biological process: mitochondrial respirasome assembly. Gene Ontology annotation, cellular component: mitochondrion. The record is from RefSeq and is a predicted model, not a curated record.
AUGUCACGUAAGGCCGUAUUCGAGGAUGUGCCUCUGCCGCCACAGAUCGAGGGCUUUUAUAGUCGGUCUGUGCGUAAAAUGAAUGAGAAUCCCUUCAUCCUGCCAGGAGUGGUGGCAGUGUGCUAUUCUCUCUAUAAAAUGUUUAUAUCGCUGCAUAGAGGCGACAAGGUUGGCUUCCAGCAUAGUCAGAGAAUGAGGGUUGGAGCUCAAUUAUUCGCGGUGGGAGCAUUUACAGCGGGAAUAGCGUGGGAGAAUUACUGGAAGGGCGACAAGAAAGCUCAACCAACACCUGAACGACAGUAUUGA